AUGGCGCGCUGCGAUGAUCGAAACAUUUCGGAUGCAUUCGAGACACUUCCCACUACUCUCCUGAGCGGGUCAGAUGAGCCAUCGGCCCUGGACCUCGAAGACGAUAGCAUUGUACAGCCCACUGUUCAUCUGCACGGCGGCAAAUGGCACAUGCAGACCGACGACUUCGCUACGACAUCUCAGAUGGGCCAUGUGGACGCUCACGGGCAGCCCCGUACUCGCGGCCCUACAACCAUCGUCUGGUACUGCUCUGAGUAUUCGCCAGCAAGACAUCGACGCCUCACAAUAUCGCUGUUCUGUACGCCCUUCAGCCACCGCAACACCCCGCCAACAGCCCCACCACAGUCUUCUCCAACCCGUCGAAUCUGCAUUUUCCUACUUGUUUAG
Parastagonospora nodorum SN15 is the source of this 387-nucleotide messenger RNA. RefSeq lists its product as hypothetical. The record is from RefSeq and is a predicted model, not a curated record. NCBI's taxonomy places the organism in Eukaryota, Fungi, Ascomycota, Dothideomycetes, Pleosporales, Phaeosphaeriaceae. The transcript has 2 exons. Bases 1 to 387 code for a protein of 128 amino acids.